Molecule: messenger RNA, 990 nt
Organism: Prunus avium (sweet cherry)
Lineage: Eukaryota; Viridiplantae; Streptophyta; Magnoliopsida; Rosales; Rosaceae
Source: RefSeq, a predicted model, not a curated record
AUGUGCAAAUGCAUAUGGGGUAUGGACACGAAAGAAGAAUUUGAUGCGAAAUGGGAUGAAAUCGUCACAAGCAAUGGGCUGAAAGACCAUCCGUGGUUGAGCUUGAUUCAUGCUUUGCGGGAGAAUUGGGUUCCAUCAUAUGUAAAACAUGUGUUUUCGGUUGGGAUGUCAAGUAGUCAACGGGCUGAAAGCUGUCAUGCAUUUUUCAAACAAUAUAUUAAUCGGAAAAACACAUUGAUGGAAUUCAUUGUACGUUUUGAAAGAGCUCUUGGUUCACAGAGGCGCAAGGAGUUAAUGGCUGAUCAUGUUGAUACCAAUGAAAAACCUCCACUGCCAUUUCGAACACCAAUGCAACAUCAAAUGGCACGCAUUUACACUUGGGAAAUUCUUGAAAUGUUUGAGAGGGAAGACUUUCGAAGCCUUUUAUGCUUGUUCGAACUUGUAGAGCAAGAUGAGACCCAGUGCAUGUACAAAGUAAGUGAGUGGGUAAAUCCGGGGGUGACACGGAUGAAGGAGCUUGUGCAUGAUAAAGAUGCCGAUAAAGCUUAUUGCAGCUGCAAAGAAUUUGAAUUUUGGGGUUUUGAGUUGCUGGAAAAUUCAUUUGACGACAUUCGUGGGAAGCUUACAAGGUUGUUGUCAUCAAGAGCUCGUGUUGAAGAAGAACCCAAUGGAGAGGUCGGAACUAGUUCUUCCCAAGUCAGAAUGAAGGAUCCCCAUCGAGUAAAAGCAAAAGGGUGUGCGAGAAGAGUGAAAGGACAAAAAGAGAAGGCAGCGGAAGGACAUAAACGGCGGUGCAGUAAACGUAGGAAGACUGAUCAUGAUAGACGGAGUUGUCCAAAACUUGUGAGCGGCUCUUCAUCUUCCGACGCAGAAGUUGGUGCUGCAGUUGAUGAGAAUUUGCAGCCUAGUCAGAGCACGCAGGACAGGGAACCUACUAUGACAGAGUCAUUUCUGCAAGAGUUUGAUUUCCUUUACGGUUCCGGAGUUUGA